AUGAUAAAAUAUUUAAAAAAAUUUAAGUUUGGUUGGGUACAUGAAAGCUUCCGGCAGUUGGUAAAUCGCAAAUAUGGUCGAGAAACUUGGCUGAAAAUUCUAGAAAUAGCAAAAUUUGAGGAAGGAACGGAAAGCGAAAUAGGAAAAUAUUAUAGAGAUGAAGAAUCCUUUCGUCUAGUUUCGGCAAUGGGUUCAGUUAUUGGUAUUCCUGUUGAAGAGGUUUGGGAGGCAUAUGGAGGGUUUCUUAUACAAUUUACAAUGGAGACUGGUUGGAAUGAGUUAUUAAGGGCUUUAUCUCCUGAUUUGGAGGGAUUUCUUGACACAUUGGAUUCUUUACAUUACUUUAUUGACCACGUUGUAUACAGAACAAAACUGAAAGGUCCAGCAUUUCGUUGUGAAGCACAACCUGAUGGUUCACUUAUUCUACAUUAUUAUUCAAGAAGAUCUGGAUUAUAUCCAAUUGUUAAAGGGGUCAUUCGUGAAGUUGCUAGACGUAUUUACGAGACAGAAGUUAUUAUGAAAGUACAAGAACGAAAGCAAGAACAUGUUGAUUCUUUAAUUACUGAACAUGUUGUUUUUGUUAUUAAUCAAGUAGAAAAUUCACUUGCUGCUUUCCGGUCUAUUGCUAGCAGAACAGUUAGUAGUUCAACUAUUUCAUCAGAAUUUACAAAUGUUUGUUCCAAUUAUUAUACAAAAAUUGAUGAUUUUUGUAAAGCUUUUCCUCAUCAUUUUUGUUUUGACAAAGAAUUACGUAUUGAACAUGUUGGCAAGGUCCAUCCAGAAAUUCCUCUAUCGUUUGAUUCAAUAAUGGCAUUCAGAAAUAGUCUUUUUGUUUUCCGUCUUCGUGAUGAAUUAAGUCAGGGGAGUUCAAAGCCCAGUAGUUGCAGAUCAGAUGAAGUUAAGAGUCAACAAAUGGCAAUAACAAUAAAGGGUAAUCAAAAGUUUAUUUUAUAA
Meloidogyne enterolobii is the source of this 954-nucleotide messenger RNA. Lineage: Eukaryota; Metazoa; Nematoda; Chromadorea; Rhabditida; Meloidogynidae. The record is from the annotation of a GenBank genome assembly.